Messenger RNA from Lolium perenne, 1262 nucleotides. RefSeq lists its product as uncharacterized. Gene Ontology annotation, molecular function: zinc ion binding. NCBI's taxonomy places the organism in Eukaryota, Viridiplantae, Streptophyta, Magnoliopsida, Poales, Poaceae. The record is from RefSeq and is a predicted model, not a curated record.
UGGUAACUACAAAUACUCAGUCAAUACACACGAGAGUGAGCAAAUCUAUAAUGUAGAUAUGCAGGCCAGAACUUGUGAUUGCAAGAGAUGGCAACUCACCGGCAUUCUGUGCCAUCAUGCUAUAGCUUGCUGCAAAAAGGAUAGAAUUAACCCUGAAAAUCUAGUCCAUGGCUGCUAUACUAUUGACACAUACAUAAAAGCUUACGCAUUCAAUUUGGCACUUCUGAGGGGAAGAGCGUUUUGGGAAAAGAUGAAUGGGCCCAGUGUUCAUCCACCUUUGUUCACAAAAGUCAUGGGUAGGCCUAAGAAAAAUAGAAAAAAGGCACCCGAAGAGAAACUAAAGCAUGGAGUGAAGAUAUUCACCAAGUCUGGAGUGACUAUGCACUGUAGUAUAUGUGGGAAAGCAAAUCAUAAUAAGAAGGGUCAUGCAAAAUGGGUACAAUCGCAGCCUCGAGAGAUUCAGCAAAAUAGUGCAAGAGAAAAUGAGGAAGAGGGCAUUCCUUACAUUCUUCAGCAUGUUUACCCACACACUCAGAAUCCUUCACUAGAUCCAACCAGAGAUGUGAAUAGCAUGGUGUACAACAUGGCGCAAGAGGACAUGAAUAAUGUGCCAAUUGCAAGAGUUCUUGGUCCUCUUCCAGAAAAUGCCUUCAUCGUCUCUGCUCGAGAUAGCAUUCCACAAGCAAGACAGAGAGUAACAACUUCUACAACUAGAGGCAAUCUGAUGGGAAGAGGAAGAGGGAGGAGUACUGCAAUCAGGGCACAAACAAGGUCUGCACCAACAGCUCAACAACAAAGCAACGCUAGAGGUAGAGGAAGAGGAAUUAACCUGAGCAAGAAGAAAAGGGAUGUUGUUGCUACUACCAGUGGUAAUGUACAAGAUGGACCUACUGUUGUCUCCAGAAUAACAAGUAAUACAAGAUCAACUACAACUACUAUUGAUACAGCUAACAGGAAUAGAGCCUACAACAUAGGCCCUGGGAGUGCUUUUUACCUUUUAUUUGGUGAUGAUCAGCAGCCAAGAGCAAGUGAGAUACCAGAUCUCAAUUCUCAAGCCAUCCCUGAUCUCAACUUGCAUGAUUUUGGUCUGAGCCAGAAUGCCACACAAGUUGGUAAAAAUGAUGUACUCUAGUUGCUGCUACUUCCUUUCCAAUUUUCUUAUGAUGUUGAGCAAAGUCUGGUUUCCUUAUUGAUGAUUUAUGAAUGUAUAUCAUACAUAUAUGAAUUAAUUGUGAUAGAUGAAUUUAUAUGGAGGCCUCAUG